AAUUAGAGUUAGAAUUAGAGGAAGAAGAUAUAACUAAACCAACAUAUACUACUAUUCAAGUUAGUAAUACUUUUACACAACUUGAGGACCAACUUAUAGCCAAUGUCAAAAUAGAGAAUAUUAAUAAUCCUCUCCAAUAUCAACUAGAUAAUAUAUUUAGACUUAUACAGAAAUAA
Dentiscutata erythropus is the source of this 176-nucleotide messenger RNA. NCBI's taxonomy places the organism in Eukaryota, Fungi, Glomeromycota, Glomeromycetes, Diversisporales, Gigasporaceae. The record is from the annotation of a GenBank genome assembly.